CUCUACCCCGCGUCCAAUUAAAUUCACCCCAAAACAUCCAACUCACCAAGACUCACUCUCACUCCUACUCCUCACCACCACUCAGACAAACAACAACCAUAUUCAUCAGUCACCAUGGCCCUCAAACCAGGAGAUUCCUUCCCCGAAAACGUCGUCUUCCAGUACGUCCCCUGGACCGAGGAAAAGGGCGACAUCACCGCCUGCGGCAUCCCCAUCCCAUACAACGCCUCUAAAGAAUGGGCCGAUAAGAAGGUGGUCCUGUUCUCCGUUCCUGGUGCUUUCACCCCCACCUGCUCCGUCAACCACGUUCCCGGAUACAUCCAGAACCUACCCCAGCUGAAGGAAAAGGGCGUCCAGGUCGUCGCUGUUGUCGCAUCUAAUGACCCCUUCGUCAUGAGCGCCUGGGGAAAGGCUAACCAGGUGAAGCGUGACGACAUUCUGUUCCUCUCCGACCCCGACGCCAAGUUCUCGGGCAGCAUCGGCUGGGCCAACAACGGUCGCACUGGUCGUUAUGCCAUUGUCAUUGAUCACGGCAAGGUGACUUACGCUCAGAUCGAGACUGAGAAGGGUGUUGUUAAGGUGUCGGGUGCCGAGGCUGUCUUGGCUCACUUGUGAUUAUCUUCGGAAGCUCGUUUUCCGAGGUGAAUUAUAUAGAGUGGAGCAAAUUUCUGCUUAGCUAGCGUUUUCUUUUGGUUAAAACUCGCUCACGAUAUGCUGGGCCUAGAACUACAGGUUAG
This is a messenger RNA of Aspergillus caelatus, 737 nucleotides long. Its product is annotated as peroxiredoxin family protein. The record is from RefSeq and is a predicted model, not a curated record. Gene Ontology annotation, cellular component: peroxisome; mitochondrion; cytoplasm. Lineage: Eukaryota; Fungi; Ascomycota; Eurotiomycetes; Eurotiales; Aspergillaceae. Gene Ontology annotation, biological process: hydrogen peroxide catabolic process; cell redox homeostasis; cellular response to oxidative stress. Gene Ontology annotation, molecular function: thioredoxin peroxidase activity. The coding region runs from base 115 to 615 and encodes 166 amino acids. The transcript has 5 exons.